CAGCCGGUGUUUUGUGGCGAUAGUGUAAUAAAAUAAUGCUUGUUGUAUUUUAGUUUGUGCAACUUACAAAGAAGACUUGAAAUUAAAAACCCGGUUUUUAAUUUUUAUAUUACAAACGAAAUAAUGAAUGACAAUGGUUGCAUACACUUAAGUAAUUUUAAGGCAGCGAAAGGAACGAAUCCCUAUAAAAUCGUACAUGCAUUUUUUGUUUCCUGUACAUCUUUUGAAGCACGAAGAUACAAAGCUACAUCAUGCCUCUGCUUUGCCUGCGGUCAACCUGGCCCACGUAUGCACUCCUGUCUUCAUUGCAUUUACUUUGCAUGUUACGCUGGCCAUAUACAAGAGCAUUCAAAGUCUAAAAAACAUUUCCUUUAUGUAGAUCUGAGUUAUGGAAAUGUAUAUUGUACACAAUGCCAAGAUUAUAUCUAUGAUAGAGAAUUAACUGAGAUUGCAAUGAGUCAUAGAUUAAAAGAAGCCAAGUCUCUUGGAAUCAGUGCGCCUUUCAUGCCUUGGUUGCCUAACACCAACGAAGCGCUUGCUUUACGCCGUCUACGCAAGCGGCGUCUCAUCAGCCCUCACACAACCAUUGGUCUCCGAGGUCUGCAGAACCUGGGCUCCACCUGUUUCAUGAACUGUAUUGUACAGACUUUAAUCCACACUCCGUUGCUACGCGAUUAUUUUCUCGGCGAGAAGCACAAGUGUAAGGCACAAGGCACUGGGAAAUGUCUAGUGUGUGAAGUCUCAAAGCUGUUCCAGGAGUUCUACUCGGGCGCGAAGACCCCGUUGACUCUGCACCGCCUUCUGCACCUGAUCUGGACGCACGCGCGCCACCUGGCGGGUUACGAGCAGCAGGACGCACACGAGUUCUUCAUCGCCACGCUGGACGUGCUGCACAGGCACUGCAUGAACGGAGUAGAAGACACCGAAAAGAAGGAAAAUGGCCGUUGCAACUGCAUCAUAGAUCAAAUAUUCACGGGCGGCUUGCAAAGCGACGUAGUCUGCACCUCUUGUUCCGGCGUAUCCACCACUAUAGACCCAUUCUGGGACAUAAGCUUGGAUGUGGCCGGGCCGGGAUCUUUGCAAGCUUGUUUAGAGAGAUUUACCCGCGCUGAGCAUUUGGGGUCCGCAGCAAAGAUAAAAUGUUCCAAAUGUCGUGCUUACCGCGAAUCUACUAAACAACUAACCCUGGAAACCCUUCCUAUAGUGGCUAGUUUCCACUUAAAACGCUUCGAGCAUUCUUCCCAGAUUGAUAGGAAGAUUUCCGCCUUCGUUUCCUUCCCAGCGGAAUUAGAUAUGACUCCUUUUAUGUCUUCGCAUCGCCGUGCCGUGGAUGUGGGGGUUGAUAACAAUAAUGCUCCCGAAGGCAUUUUCGAGGAUAAUCGCUACUCGCUAUUCGCCGUAGUGAAUCACUUGGGGUCUCUCGACGCUGGACAUUAUACGGCCUAUGUGCGACAGAUGAAAGGCAGCUGGUUCAAAUGUGACGAUCAUAUGAUUACCCGCGCGUCUCUGAGGGAGGUUUUAGAUAGCGAAGGGUAUCUUCUCUUCUACCACAAGACUGUUUUGGAGUACGAGUGUGAUGUAUCUUAAACGCUUAACAACUUAAAUUGUUGUAAGUCAAAUCACAAUUAUAUUUCUGAAAAUGAAUCAUUAUCUUACUGUCUGAGGCCCAAGCACGAAAUUUGACAGCUCUUGCCCGCCUAGCAUGAGCACCGUGAUAUGAUAUAUUACUCGUUUUUAUCAUGCUCAAGUGUCAAAUUACUAUGGAGUUUGUCAGUUACACGCGAUCAAAAACGUGAUAUAACGUAAAUUGAGGUGCUCAUGUUACGAGGACUGAUUCGUAUUGCAUCGCCAAAGUUUCUAUGGAAACUAAGCAACGCGCGCACCAGACAUAAAAACAAACUGUUUCCUUCCAUACAAAAUUUGACGAUGACGAUACGAUUACGGAUCUUUCAAAGUUGGCGCUUGGGGUACUGGUGUAGUUCCACAUCAUAUCUAUACGACAUUUGGAAUGCUUAUAACUAGGUAAGUCGAGACUUAAUUUUGGAUAUGUUAAAAUUAAAUAAAAAAAAGUCAUGUUGCCCUC
Chilo suppressalis (striped riceborer) is the source of this 2083-nucleotide messenger RNA. NCBI's taxonomy places the organism in Eukaryota, Metazoa, Arthropoda, Insecta, Lepidoptera, Crambidae. The record is from the annotation of a GenBank genome assembly.